AUGCAGAUGUUGAUUUUGACGUUGUUACUAGCUCACGAGAACACAGCUUACAUUCCAACUGGAUUCUUCGCGCCCCUCGGAAACAGUCCCAAGACACCGUCCAAGCAUCAAGAAAAGCAAGCCAAUCGGAAAGAAAGAACCAAGAAAGAACACAAAGGACUGAUCCCAACAUUCCUCUUCCUCUGUGGUGCAAAUGAGCAUCAGAAGAUCCAGGCUGCCAACCGUGGCUUGGAGGAAUUCCUGAAAGUGUGGGAGAAGUGCCUGGGGUGGGCGAAGUUUGAGGAGUACGGAUUCAUCAACAAUUGCCUGAAAUCUCUCCUUGUGGAGAAAUUCGGUGAAGAGACAUGGGAAAAACUCAGAACUCAAGCUGGGCUUGAAGACAAUUUUAUGACAUAUACUGUGUACGACGAUGGUGUCACAAUAAAGUUGGUCCAGGAAGCCUGCAAGACCCUAAAUGUACCAGAAGAGGCAGCGCUAAAACUGUUUGGGGACCACUUUUUCAGUUUCUGUAAGAUGUCCGGGUACGACAGAAUGCUUCGGACUCUGGGAGGGAACUUGAUUGAAUUUAUCGAGAACCUUGAUGCUCUUCAUAGCUACCUUGCCCUGUCCUACCAGGAAAUGAAUGCACCAUCAUUUCGUGUGGAAAGAACAGACGGGAUGCUCCUGCUUCACUAUUACUCCGACAGGAAGGGCCUGUGUCAGAUUGUCCCAGGAAUCCUUGAAGCUGUGGCCAGAGAUUUCUUUGACAGUAACGUGACGCUGAAAAUUCUGAAUCAAAACGUAGAAGAGGAGCGUACUGGGAAGAAGGAGCAUGUAGUCUUUUGUUUGCAUAACGAGGAAAGGGGAAAGAACGAAAUCGAGGAGAGAACAUCCGAAGACUCAGAGAAGGAUAAAGAGUGUCUGCGCUAUGAAGAUCGAAACAUUCUACGUACCUCUGAGCUACAGUUCCCUGAAAAGCUUUGGAUUGAGGAGAGAACAUUUUGCUAUACAUUCCCAUUCCACGUUGUGUUUGAUAAAAAACUGAAGAUCAAGCAGGCUGGGGUCAACAUUCAGAAAUUUGUGCCUAGACUGCGGACGACUGGUACCAGAUUAGACAAGUAUUUUACUAUUGUUCAUCCACAAGUUACGUUCACAAUUUUCAGUAUAAGGAAGUUUAUCAACAGUCAGUUUGUCCUCAAGGCCCGAAGGGAUAAGCUGCCUAAAUCGUGGAACCAACGGCCACUGCUGAAACUCAGAGGGCAGAUGGUCUGGAUGGAGGGCCUCCAGUGCAUGCUGUACUUGUGCUCACCGAAGCUACGCAGUUUGGAGGAGCUAGAAGAACAACAGAUGCACCUUUCUGACAUCGCACAGCAUGACACGACGAGGGAUCUGAUCCUCUUCAACCAGCAACGACUGGCGGAGAUAGAGCUGUCCAACCAACUGGAGAGAAAGAAGGAAGAGCUCAGGAUCCUCUCUAAAAACCUGGAUGCAGAAAAGAAGAAGUCGGAAGCCUUGCUCUAUUCCAUGCUGCCAAAACAUGUGGCGAAUCAACUUAAGGAGGGCCACAAGGUGGAAGCAGGGGAUUUCAGUUCCUGCACAAUCCUUUUCAGUGAUGUGGUGACCUUCACAAAUAUCUGUUCAGUCUGUGAACCAAUUCAGAUAGUCAAAAUGCUUAACUCAAUGUAUUCCAAGUUUGAUCGGCUUACCAGUGUCCACAGCGUCUACAAAGUGGAGACAAUAGGUGAUGCCUACAUGGUUGUAGGAGGGGUGCCGGUGCCUGCUCCGAGUCAUGCUGAAAGGGUGGCCAAUUUUGCUCUGGGCAUGAGAAUUGCUGUAAGAGAAGUUAUGAACCCAAUUACUCAGAAGCCCAUUCAGGUUGUCCUCUGA
Gekko japonicus is the source of this 1866-nucleotide messenger RNA. RefSeq names its product guanylate cyclase soluble subunit beta-2-like. The record is from RefSeq and is a predicted model, not a curated record. Gene Ontology annotation, biological process: cGMP biosynthetic process; response to oxygen levels. Gene Ontology annotation, cellular component: guanylate cyclase complex, soluble. The transcript has 15 exons. Bases 1 to 1866 code for a protein of 621 amino acids. Lineage: Eukaryota; Metazoa; Chordata; Lepidosauria; Squamata; Gekkonidae. Gene Ontology annotation, molecular function: guanylate cyclase activity; heme binding.